AAUGUUUUUAAUUAGUCUUUAUAUACUAUGCCAAAGUUUUACUGCCCUUUUAUGUGAUAACGGAAAUACUAAUGACUUAGAAGAUGACGAACUUUCUGAAGCUGCUUCUCUAGCUAUCGUUUUAUCUAGUUCAGUUGGCGUGGCACUUUUUGGGUAUGCAGUUACUUAUUUAUUAAUUAGAGCUAUUAGGAAGUAUCAACAAUCAAAAAUAGAUGCUGAAUUUUCAAUGGGUGUAAUUAGCCAGAACACACAACCGUCAAUAACAAGCACUAGAGCUGGUAGAGCCACGUCGUAUAUCCAUAGUGGAGGCUCUGUUGCCAUGACACCUAACAUGAUUGGCGGCCCACCCAACAGAACACCGAGUAUGAUGGGUGGUGGCGUGACUAGAAGAACCCCAAGUAUGAUGGGGCCUGCUAGAACUCAAAGUAUGAUGGGGGCAAUGGGUUCAGGUAUGCCUAUGAGGACGCCAAGUAUGAUGGGAGGAAUGGGUAGUAUGGGAGGGGGUAUGCCUAUGAGAACACCCAGUAUGAUGGGAGGAAUGGGUGGCGUGGGAGGCGGUAUGCCUAUGAGAACUCCAAGUAUGAUGAACAAUAUGGGUGGCAUGAUGCAAAUGGGGACUCAUGGAAUGAUGGGAGGGGGUAUGCCAAUGGGGGGAGCCGGUAUGAUGGCAGGUCCAGGGAUGAUGGGUGGAGGCAUGCCUAUGAGGACCGCAAGUAUGAUGGGUGGAAUGCAAACUCCCAGUAUGAUGGGUAUGCCAAUGAGAAGCCCUAGCAUGAUGAUGUCAAUGGGGCCAAUGGCUCAAAGUAUGCAAAUGCCCAUGAAUAUUCCUAUGAGAACGCCGAGUAUGAUGGGAGGAAUACCAAUGAUGAUGUAA
Molecule: messenger RNA, 874 nt
Organism: Dimorphilus gyrociliatus
Lineage: Eukaryota; Metazoa; Annelida; Polychaeta; Dinophilidae
Source: the annotation of a GenBank genome assembly